CUGCGCAAUAUUCAAAUAAAGCGCCAAACGGAUAUAUUUUUCAAGAUUUUCGGUCAUGCGCGAGCUGCCCGGGUACCAAUACACGUUUUACUUGUAGGUGAUCGGGUACACACAUUCAUAAUCGCCGACUAUCAGUACUCGGAAAAUCACGGACACAGGCAAAGAAAAUCACGCACACUUCCAUCCAAUCUCUGUGUACACUGUGCAGGUAUGGGGGUUUCACGCACACUGGCACCGCGUCAACCCUGCGAUGCUGUGUACAUUAGUCUCCUUCUGGGUACCGUGUCGUAAGGACGUGUAUUUGAUCACCAUUUUAUGACGUUCGGGAGUGUAACGAUGUGAACUCGGUAUCAUAAGAGUUAACUCGAGUGUUAAGCCUUUCACAAGUUUGUAUGGAUAGUGGAUGCUUCAAACUUUUUCAGUGUAUUUAUGUGGAGUGUUGAUACAGUUGUGUGAAAUUUUAAAGGAAAUGAAAUCGGCAUUCUUUGGAUAAAUUAGUAGAGAAUGCACCCAAAACGCGACCGGCACGGCAUCCAAGUGGGGCACAACAAAUGGAGGAUGAGCUGAGCCAUGGGUGCUAUGUGGCGGACGUUGGAGAUGCCGGUCUGGCGCGUCAGCUACCGGCUCGAGAUUGGGCUCGUCGUCAUAGUCAUCAUGGUGCUUGGAUUCUUUAAUGAAAGUCAAGGAACAGCGCACUACGGCGAGGACAGUGUGGGCUCAUUCCCGUACUUCGAGUACAACGUACCGCGCAACGUCACUACCGUGGUCGGGCAGACUGCCUUCCUGCACUGCAGGGUGGAGCAGCUUGGAGAUAAGGCCGUAUCAUGGAUAAGAAAAAGAGACCUCCAUAUACUUACAGCUGGGAUAUUAACUUACACAUCAGACCAGAGGUUUCAGGUGAUAAGACCGGACAAGUCCGAGAACUGGACGCUACAGAUCAAGUUCCCGCAGGAGCGGGACGCGGGCAUUUACGAAUGCCAGGUCAACACGGAGCCUAAGAUGUCACUGGCUUUUCAGCUCAAUGUUGUAGAAGCCAAGGCUCACGUGCUGGGCCCGGCCGACUUGUACGUGAAGACGGGCAGCUCGCUAAAGCUGACCUGCGUCUUGAGCCAGGGCCCGCAUGACCUCGGCACCAUAUUUUGGUAUAAGGGAUCAAAAAUAAUAGAGUAUAAGGAAGUAGAUGCGAACGAAAUCAUAGAAGAGCCGCGAGUCCGGUUGAAGACCGAGUGGACAGAGCAGCUGACGUCUCGGAUGACCAUAGAGAAGCUGUUGCCAGGUGACAGCGGGAACUACAGCUGCGUGCCGACGAUGGCUGAGGCGGCUUCAGUUAAUGUCCAUGUCAUUAAUGGAGAACACCCAGCUGCAAUGCAACACGGGAACGCAAACACAGCAUCACCUUGUGCUCUGUCAGUAAACCUCCUCAUCUCACUGUACUGCACUCUGGCCACCCUGUACACCAACACAGUGGAGGGCUUCAGGUGAAAACUGGUACAGCUUAAACAAAUGUUUGAGCAAAUGUUUGAACAAUUUGUAAAUUUACUAAAUUUUAUGGAUUGAAUUUUAUAUGUCAUGAUAGAUGUAAAAAAAUAAUGGUGUAAAUGUAAAU
Cydia amplana is the source of this 1606-nucleotide messenger RNA. Its product is annotated as zwei Ig domain protein zig-8-like. The transcript is spliced from 8 exons. Bases 571 to 1482 code for a protein of 303 amino acids. Lineage: Eukaryota; Metazoa; Arthropoda; Insecta; Lepidoptera; Tortricidae. Gene Ontology annotation, cellular component: neuron projection membrane. The record is from RefSeq and is a predicted model, not a curated record. Gene Ontology annotation, biological process: synapse organization.